Molecule: messenger RNA, 1181 nt
Organism: Python bivittatus (Burmese python)
Lineage: Eukaryota; Metazoa; Chordata; Lepidosauria; Squamata; Pythonidae
Source: RefSeq, a predicted model, not a curated record
GCUCCUCGCACUCUCUGAAGUAUUUCUACAGUGGCGUGUCUCAGCCCAACCAAAGCCUGCCCCAGUUUUUCAUGAUGGGCUACCUGGAUGAUCAGCUUGUUAUUCACUAUGACGAAUACACCGAGAAACACCAUGCAUUCUCCUGGUUGGAGAUUUUGGAGAAGGACCCCUACACUGAGCCUUUGUUUUUAUAUACCCUUUCUAAGGAGAAUAGGCUCAGAGACUAUCUGAAGGAAAUGAGGAAUCAUUAUAUUCUGAGCAAAGAACUUCUCACAUGGCAGUGGACGUACAGCUGUGAGAACGAGAACAACAGCGAUCAGUUUUGGCAGUUUGGGAUUGGCCACAAUGGGAGUAGCUUCUUCAGCUUUCACAGGGACAACCUCACCUGGGUGGUAACUGAUCUCCAGGCCCAGGUCACUGAGAGGAGGCAGGAUAUUGACCAUCUGUGGUUCAUCAUCGCAGAAAUUUUCUGCUUUGACUUGCUACGUGUCUACAUGGAGCACAAGGAGUUUCAACUUCAACUUGUCAGGGAUCAAAAGCCUCCAGUGGUGACGAUAACCAGUAAGAUAGAGCCUGAUGGUAUGGAAACCCUCACCUGUCAUCUGAAUGACUUUUACCCCAACAAGAUCACUGCCAGCUGGAUUAAGUAUGGAAAGCCACAGAAAAACUACCUUGAGACACCAACCUACACCCAGAAUGGGACCUUCUAUGCCUGGCUCAGCAUUACGAUCAGUCCCAAAGACAGGCACCGCUACCAAUGUCACGUGGAACAUAAUCGCCUGAAGAAGCCUCUCGAUGUGGUCCUAAACAAGCCCCCAGUGGUGACGGUGAACAGCGAGAUAGAGCCUGAUGGCAUGGAAAUCCUCAUUUGUCAUCUGGAGGGCUUUUACCCCAAGAAGAUUAAUGCUUUCUGGAAGAAGGAUGGGAGGAUUUGGCACCAUGACACCGUCAGUGGAAGUGUCACCCCCAGCCUGUAUGGGACAUACCGCCAGUGGCUUAGCAUCAGAAUCGAUCCCAUGGAGAGGGACCUCUACCGAUGCCAUGUGGAGCAUAAGAGUCUCCAGGAGUCCCUGGAUGUGGCUGUUAAUGAAUGCCCACGGCACAGCCCUCUGCAAAGGCCUCAUGUGGCUGUUUCUCUCACUCGGUUUAUGGCUGCUCACUUUCUCCUUCCCCCGGCUUGA